Messenger RNA from Strongylocentrotus purpuratus (purple sea urchin), 12102 nucleotides. RefSeq names its product zinc finger FYVE domain-containing protein 26. Gene Ontology annotation, biological process: regulation of cytokinesis; mitotic cytokinesis; double-strand break repair via homologous recombination. The transcript has 45 exons. The record is from RefSeq and is a predicted model, not a curated record. Gene Ontology annotation, molecular function: phosphatidylinositol-3-phosphate binding; metal ion binding. Bases 133 to 10104 code for a protein of 3323 amino acids. Gene Ontology annotation, cellular component: lysosomal membrane; midbody; centrosome. Lineage: Eukaryota; Metazoa; Echinodermata; Echinoidea; Camarodonta; Strongylocentrotidae.
AUUACGUCGCAUCAUGUGAUAUUGUUUUUAUCAUCUAAUUUGCAUAUUUUGGAUUUAGCCCGAUGUGAUGUGAUGGCAGUCAGCAGCUAGCAGUACGAAUUCAGGAUAUAAAGUCCCAAUUCAAACCUUCGCAUGAUGGCUACUUCCGGCCACCAUGUAUCUGACUGUUCCAAGGCCUCUAGAGUCCAUCCAUUUGGACUGGAAGUAUCAGUCACACAGGAUCAACUCCUCACUGCUUUCUUCAACCAUCUCUACCUUGGCCAGUGGGAGUUAGCAAGUGCAUGUGCUGCAAGCCUUGAAAGUCUACAGGGAUCUGAUGAUCAAGUAGACAUUAGGGCUGUACUGCAAGCUAUCAUCAGACAUCCACAUGACAUCAGUCUUGGUUUGGAUAGCAUUUCAUCUCCUCAUCAGCUUGCUUGGUUAGCAUCACUUCAUUUGAAGCAGGAGGCCAGGAAGGAAGAGGAUUUAUCUGCUGACGAUUACAGAGAUGUCGAACUCAGACUGCUACUAUACCUUGCAAAUUCUGAUGCUGGCUCAGCCGUUUUACAGGAAGUAUAUAUGUACUUCAAGGCUGUUCAGUUGCAACUUGAGGCUGCUCAUCAGAUGUUGGUUCAGAAACAGACACUGCUUCCAAACCUUUCAAAAGACUGCCUCAAAUUCCUGCUGUCAACUCUUAGCAAAGAUGUCACUCUUGGUCACACUAUCAUACAACGCCUCCUCCUGCCAAAACAACACAGGGUGGAAGAAAACAACCUAUCUCUUCAUCAGGUCUAUAUCACUUGUCUUAGGGACUGCAUAUCAUCAUUAGAAUCAGUAGGUGACAGAGGCAGUGUGGUAGAAAAGGAACAAAUGGUGCAAUUGAUUCACAGUCUUCUGAACUAUUUUGAUCCUCCUGUCUCACUGCUACCCAGACUUCAUAUUGAGGAACUGUUCACAAGUUUGCUUAGGCUUGCCAAUCACUACCCAGGAUUGUUUAAUGAGUCUUCACUCACUGCAAUCCUUGUUGGUCGGGACUCGGACACAUUGCUCCAAACCUUUCUGAAGGUUCAGUCUACCAUGAGCUGGGAGUGUGUAGAGAGAGAUGUAUGUACCAGGCAUCCUCAGCUGAAGUGUAUGUGUCCAGAGCUGAGGAUUAACUUUGCCCUGUCAAUGAUGGACGAUAGAGAAGCUGCUUGGAGGAACCUCUUGCACUGGGUGUUAGAGAAUGAUCAACAUGUUCUAAGCAAGAUUGUGGAAUUGUCAUUAACUCUAAUUCGAGAGAGAAUGUAUGAGGAGCUGAGCAACCUUCUCCAGCCUAGUGAGUUUGCACCCAUCAGACCUCUUAUCUUACUCCUUGGAUGGGGUCAUGUGGAUAGCUGUUCAGCUGCUCAGAAUCUCAUACAGACACUAUGGAGAAAACAACCUAUCAUUGGUGAAGAUGAUGUGCUGCAGCAGGCCUGCCAGAGACUUCAUCAAGAUGUACAACUCAUCCAAUGGUGCUUGGAGCAAGUCAAACCUUUGAUAGCCAAGUAUGAUGGUGACCUUUCAUUGGAGCAGAAGGCUACAACCAUGUUUCAAGGGGCAGACUCUCAUUCAGUACUGAGAUUACUCUAUCACUUCACAAACCUCUCAAACAUAGAUCCUAUGGAAGGAUUCCGUCUUCUGAACUCUAUACCUCAUCUGGGUAAGAAAGAAUUAACACAGAACAAAGGCCAUGAAGCAAAGACAGUGAGGUUUGCUGACGACAAGGAGCAAGUUGACCAGAAGCGAGAUUGCACCAUCUAUAGGAGUUUCCUGGCCAUAGGGAAUGUCAUGUCUGCACUGAUAUACAGUGCUAAUCCAACUCCUACUACCCAGGAUGUACAUGGUAGUGGACCUCCUACUCCACCUACAGUAUCAGUGGUGCCUCCAGAGGGCCAAGGUGAAAUAAGACCUGGAACUCCUGAAACAGUUGGGAAUGAGUCUGAGAAUGUUGAAGAUGAGGAUAAGAGCUGGCAGACGUGUGUUGUGGGUAAGCUGAGAGCAGCUAAGGAGCAUCUUUCAGAGAUUGUUCCUCUCACAUACAGGGUUGAAAUCCUGGAGAAUCUCUUCUCUCUGCUGUUUGCAAGAUACGAGGACAUCCAAACUCUUGAGAGUGGUGCUGUGAUGUCAGACAGUGGAGGAGAGGAGGGCCAUGUGGAUGAGGAGUGGAACAACAUGAGCUUUAAUACAAGUCUGGAAAGUGUGGAAAGCCCCUUCAAGGAGGGUUCACUUUUGACAGAGUUCACCUUCCCAACAAGGACUCUUGAGAAGAGUUCGUCCGUCAUUGAGAACCGUUCUGUGAUGAACGGCCAGAUGAAAGGUAGAACCCAAAGCUCCAGUGACGCUACACUCACCUCUUCCCUGCUUGAUAGAACAGAUGUGCUUGAAAGUGGUGAUGUGCAGCGAUUGAAAUAUGGAAAGAGGACUAGUUCUGAGACUACAAACAGUCUGCAAAGUCAUCUGAAUCACUUUGGGUCUUCAGUCAACAGGGUUGGUUUUCUCACCAAUCGAAGGUUCAUGCAGGAGCUGCUAACAAUGCUCAAGGAGUGCAUCGAGGAAGUGAAUACCGCCAAACUUGCCAAUAUGGUAUCCAAGGAACCGUCCCAAGGGUCUUUCGAUGAGGUCCUCCAAUCACAUCUUCUCACAUCUGUACCCCAGACCCAUUUUGCCCAGCAUAUUGCCCAGCUCACUAAGAGAAUCAAUGAAGCUCGUUGGCGCUUUCAACUGGUUUCCAGUCACCAAGCCAAUGUUGAUGAUGAAGACAAGUAUGACGAGGUUGCAGAGGAGGAAGUUGUCAUCAGGAAAUUCUUUGAAGCCUGGAGUGAUGAAAUAGGAGAAGGAAAGAAGAAAAGGAAAAGAACUUCAUCCAAACAAAGUCAAAGUAGAAGCAGAAGUGUAUCAGGCUGGAGUAGUUCUGAGCCGGGAAGCGGUAACCACUCAACGCACUCACAGACACGCCUAAGUGCAGGUCCAAUGUCUACAGGUACCAGCAGUGGCAAUGAAAGAAGAAAGAGAAGAAAGCAUAAGAAGUGUACCUCCCAUCGAGGAUCUAUCAGCCCUAAGCCUCCUCUUCAUCAAGACUCUAGCAUCGUAGCUCAGAUGCUUGCUUCAGAAGAUACUCUGCUCAGGAUGUGUCUCAGGAGGGGAAACUUUGCACAGGCACAGCAGGUCAUCAAGAUCUUUGACAUGAAGGACAAACCAGAGGUAUCUGAAGUCCACUUUGCAUCACACUGGCAGCAGGCAGUUAGUAAGCUCAGAACUCUGGACAAGUCCAAGAAGGGUUCCUCCUCCACCAACACAGUCACUUCUAGCCAGCAGCCUAAGGCUAGAGGAAUACUUGGAAGCAUUGCAUCAAUUGCUGCAGCUGGUAUUUCAUCACUGUCUUUGGCAGGUGUAGUAGACGACCUACUGAACAAUGCUACCUUACCGAUGCUACCUCACCUAGAUGACCUUCAUUGGGGAGUGGUAGCAGAUGCUAGUCCUGGUUCAAGAGGUGGUAGCAGCAUGCUGUGUCAGCAACUCAAAGCCAUUAACAUUUCUGCUAUGGUUGUCUUUGAUCUUGCAUGCACUGUCAGUCAUUCUUGGGAAACCUGUGGUGAGCUUUUGGAUGUGGUUAUGAGUCGUCUCAAAGUGGCUUCUGUCUCGGAACAGGGAAGUCCUGGACCUGAAGUGAAACUCACCAGUCCAUCUCGACCAGUGUCAAGUCCCAAAGUAGACCAGUCACAGUCUUUGCUGGGUAUACCAGCAUUCAUUGAACAACUAUACAACCUGAUAAACCCAAUCUCAUCUAGUUCAACAGCUUUGAUUCGUCCUGAUGCCCUAGAAUACUUUCAGCUUUGUGCCUCUGAAGCUCUCACGACUGUCUCUGCACCCUUGGACCCAUCAACCCUCCGUGCCAAUGUCAACUUUGUCCUUGAAAUGCGUAGAGGGCUUGAGCUUGUGACUAAGGCCCUUCAAGUAUACCAGGCUGAUGAAGACUGUGGCCUCGCUGAACUCUCUCUGACCUUUGGAGAUAGCCCCAAGCAGAGCAGUAGUCCUAAACGUGGAGCUCCUCACCCUAGCCCAAAGCAGAGUCCUGUCAAGACUAAGCAGAAAGUUUCUGAGAUUCAUCGUUCAGUACAGCAGCUACUCAUUGCACUUGAUAAGAAUGUGAUGCCAAGCUUCAUGAUGGCUUUCCCAAAGAACCGAAGCAGUGAUGAUCAGCCGGUCAACCCAGCUAACUAUCUCUUGACUCUGUAUAACCAUCUUGGUGUCCUGGCUUCUCUGGCCCAUGAUGCCCAAGGUUGGCAGCCAGGGAGUGAGAGGCAGUUGAAAGUGGGCCGAGACCUGUGUCAGAACCCAUUUAGUAUCCUAGCAGAGAGUCCUAGUCUGUUACUGGGUAGACUCAUGUUUGCCAAUCAGAUCCCACCAGUCAGGUUAGAGAGUGUAGCGAGUGAGUUGAAGCUAAACCUGGUACAGAUCAUCAUGCAGAGCUGCUGCCCAGCUAUUCCCAUGCUGCCCCACCACUCUACCAUCCAUCAAGCACCUACUACACCCUGUCCAGGAGACUAUGUGACUGUACUCAAUGAAGGAGGUGUAGCAGGGGAGUGGCCCCAUCCAGUCAGGAGACCCUGCGUGGUCGUUGAAGAGCUUCUCAAAAAGAUUAUCUCUCUCAUGAUGAAGCAUCUAUCUGGUGAUGGAUCAGAUGCUGCUUUUGAGUUGAGUUCUGCUCCUGCUGCCUGUACUACCCCAGAGUACUGGGACAUAGUCAUGUCUACAAGAGAACUCAUGCAUGUAGACAUGGACCUGCUACAGAGUAAUGAAGACAAACUCUGUUUCUUCACCAAUCUCUUCAAUCUAAUGCUUGCUCAUAGGGCUUUGCAUCAUGCUGCUCUACAGACAGACGCAAAGGGCAAUAACUUCUCACUGGGUCACACCCGUCACCACUCGCUUGGGCGUGGCACUACCAACCCUGCGUCUAUCAUGCUGACACCCCCUGGUAUCAACAGCACAAUGGUCCUUGACCAGCUGGUUUAUCUGACCAGUAUGGCAUACAGAGUUGGUCAGAUGGGGGUCAUCAGUGCAUUUGAUCUUCAUUAUGUCAUUCUGCGAUCCACUUUGCCUGUGCCUUUAGUCUAUGGAGAUAUCUUACAACAUAGACUCCAUGCCUUAGGAGAGGAUGAUCCAUGGUUGAAAUACAUUCCUUCACCCGACUCCAGAAUCACCUUUGUGUCUUGUAGCGGAGCCGCUUCCUCACCUCGUCUCAGAGUUUUGACAGGAGAUGACCUAGAUGAGCAGUUAACUCUGGCGAUGCAGAAUCAUCUGGAGGCUGGAGUUAGGGUUGAUGAGAAACUGAACCAGAUCAUGAUACCUCAAUCGCUGGAAUGGUUCCGCAAGGACUUCACCGGUUCCACUCUCCCAGCCAACAUAGAUCAUGGUAAUAUCUACAUGGGUCUACUGAGAGUCAUCAGUCCUCAUGUAUCUCAGUAUCUAGGUGAUAAGCUGGAGACCUACACCAUGAGGUACCUACCAAGGCACAUUGAGCUGGAGAGUAAGGCAGAACUGACCAAGGGUGGAGAAGAUGGAACAGACAAGAAACCUCCACUGCUGCGGUCCAACUCCAUGAGGUUCAAGGUCAUGGUAACACCUUAUGACCACACCUUUAGAUACCGAUUCCACGGCCCAACAGAUAAUACAACACAAUCCCGUUCACAGAAACGCAGACUCUCUGUCCCAGACAACUUUGACUCCAGUGGACUAGGCUGGAGUUUGAAAGACGAGCCUGCCACCGAACCACCUUUCUCAAUGACGGAGCCAACAUUGAUGUACUUGCACUCCAAGUCCAAACUGGUAGCCUCACUGGCGGGCGUGGUCAGCGCAGGUAUCGGUGAAAACACAGAUGACUUCGCCAGAGAUAAAUCCAUUGAUGAAGAUAUGCUGCCAUCUAGUGUUGGUAGUCCAGGAAGUCUCUGCUUUGAGGAUACCUUUGGGAGUGAGAGAACGUACAAUCCCAAGCUCUCAACCCUGACGAAAGUCUUUCAGCAUCUGGCAGGGUAUCCCAUCAUGCAACAUUACAUCCAGUCAUUCUUCUCAGAAGUGUUGUCCAUAGUUGGUAGCUCUAAAGGAAAUGAGCACCUUAAUGAGAUGGAAGUUAGAGCAAGUCUCCUGGCUGAUAUACGUUGCAAGGAGAUUCAAGACUUACUGAAGGAGGCUGUAGAGUUGCUUGUAUCAAGCUGUCAGUGGGAGGCAGUCUUGAGGCUUGUGGAUACUAUCCGAUGCGUCACUGGUACCGAGAGCUACGAUGCCAUCAGAGAAUUUGCUGCGUACUGUGCUGGUAACCAAGUCAAGGGAGUUCAGAUGACUUCAUCCCCUAAACCAACAUGGCAAUGUCUGCUUUCCAUCAGGAACAAGAUGCUGAGAGGCAGGGCAGUGCUAACCUCCUUGGAUAGUCUUCCAAUUGAAGAUGCCUUGGAGCUGCUAGAAUGUUGUGUCUUGGAGGACAGGAAGGACUCUCCUUUGAACACCAUUCUGCACACCAAGCUUCAGCAGCUCAAGAUGUACAGAAAGAUCACAUUCUAUGCUAUGCAAUACACCCCGCCGCGGUCACUUGAGGUGCUUCAGGGAGGAAGUACUCCCUCUGACCCUUCUGAGUUGAUUCAACCUCUGUGUACUUGGCAGGAUGUUCAGGAUGCUUCUAAGACCAGCCCUGACAAUGUCCUCAAGCUCUUAAUGUCUGCUUCAGACUUUGAUCUAGCCAAGGACUGGGCAGAGCUCCAUGGAGUUAUUGAUGAUUAUCAACAGACUAUCCAAAUCAACCAGUUGGAGCAUUUAUUAUGCAGCAGUAGUAACAACCUACAAGUCUACCAGAUACUAGAGGAUGCUUGUAGCAAUGAAGAGACAGUCUCUAUGUGUACUCAGUUGCUGGAGUCUCAGAAGAUAGCCCUACCAAGUGUGGUCUUCUUGGUCCAGUACCUCCUUCACAAUUGCUUUGAUGAACUCUCUUUGGAGAGAGCUGGAAAGCUUCAUGACAUUGGUAUAGGAGCCAAGGUGCUGCUGUGUUUACCUGAGAGAGUACGAGCAGAGUAUAAGCAUCUUAUGUCUAGACCAGACCUACUCCUGGAACAACUACUCAUGAAUCUUAAGAUGAACCUUGCGUCAGAUGUGCAGGCAACGCUACAAGAACAGCUCCAGGCUUCUCAGUUCCCUUCUGCAAGUCUCUCAGAGAAGUCCAUCAAUACCCUUAUCUCCAAGUAUGCCCGAGAAGCAAUCACGAUCCCAGUAGCUCUCCUCAAUACAUCUAUGUCUGACACCGACUCCGCCCUGAACCAAAGUUUCGCCCUUGCCUCGUACGCCUCUACCCAAUCACCCCUUGGCCUGGUCUCUGCUUUGAAGGGACGUCAGUUCUUGGCAUCUAUGAGGAGUCGUGCCCCAUCCCCAUCCCCCUCCUCUGUCUCCUCCUCCUCCUCCUCUAUUCCAGUCCCUGAGAGGAGAAGGCUAAGCAACAGGGGUCCAAGCCCAGGUCUAACAAGUCCUGGCCCAACCAGCCCAUCAUCCCGUCCUGAUCAUUUGGUAUCACCUAGCAGCAGACACCCUACUCCCCUCCCAGAGGUACCAGAGAACCCCCAGGGUGUGCCCCUAGAGGGGGGUGAACUGCCGGCUGUACCCCCUACCAGGGAUCAGUGGGUACCUGAUGAUAAGGUCUCUAACUGCAUGGUGUGUCAGGAUAGGUUUAGUAUGUUUAAUAGAAGACAUCACUGUCGACGCUGUGGACGUGUAGUGUGCUGGAAGUGUUCUCAGCUACGUGCGAUGGUUGAUGGAUACGGAGAUACACCGGUCAGAAUCUGUGAUCAGUGCUACGAACGAUUCAUUGCUCCAAGAUCAUAUGGAACUCCACAGUCACUGGAACAAAGAAUGAAGGGCAAAAUGUCUGGAGGGAGAGGAUCAGGAGGAGGUUCAGGGAGUAUCCCUGCAGCAUCGCGAUCCUUCACUCCAUCCCAGACCCCCGAGCUAGGUAUGGGAGGAGAAGGACUGACUGAGUAUGGCCCGGUCACUGAAUGGAGAUUAUCUCUCGAUGAAGAGUACUGCAGUAUGGUCAGAGAGGAUUUCUACUAUGAGCAGGCUCCAAGUACAUCCCUAUGUCUGUCCAUCCUGGAGCUGCACUCUAACCCAGGAGUCUGUGGUCACCUGAUUCUUCAGCUAUGUCAAAGGUUAUCCGAGUAUCUCCGACCUAUCAGACCAGGGGAACCCAACACAGAGGUUGACUACAGUCUCAUUCUCAGCAUGAUGCGUACCUUACUGCUGAACAGCAAGCUCAAGUUCUUAGGUUCAGGAGACAGCGCUAGUCUAGAGAUGUGUGAUACAUACCUGGGUCAUGUAGAUCUUCUCAAUAUGUUUGUGUCAAGUAACUGCACUGAUAUACCAAGCAUUCAACAACUCACCAAGAUAGAUACUGCAAGACGUAUCCGAGACAAGCUAGUCCUGUCAGAGCGAUUGUCCCUAGCCAUGGAGGUCUCCACCAAGUGCGGACUGGAUCCUGGAGCCGUGUGGGCAGCCUGGGGUCUCAGCUGCCUCCAGGCGGGAGACUAUGAUGGGGCCAGGGAGAAACUCAGUAAAAUAUUAAAGACCCCACCAGAUAAGAACCAAACCCAGGGACCUAAUAAACUACUACAGGAAAUCAUCAAGAUAUUGGAGUCCUCAGCUGGUCAAACAAUCAAGGUUCAAGAUAUUCUGACGUUGUCUGCUAGUUCUAUCAAGGACUUCAUUUCACAGCCAUACAAGAGUGUACCUGAGUCAGGGAAAGUGACCGAGAAUCCAGCGCUGAAAGAAUGUGUACUUUACAUUGAGACUUACAGCUCAUAUCUUACAGCUGUUCAGUUCUAUAUGAGACAUGGAAUGUUCCAGAGGGCUGUCACUUACAUACUCCAACAGCAAUGUUCCAGUGAGGUGUUCUUAGAAGGUCUGUUGGUGCCUUGUAUAAAGGAGGGCCAGCUCAGUAAGCUACAGGAACACAUGCUAAGAGUAGACCCAUCAUUGGUUAAAUGGCACCCUUGCCUGACUGCAUCCUGUCGUCAUGUCAAUCGCCUAGGGUGGAGUCACAUCCUCUAUCAGAUGCAGCUCUUCAUGAAGGACUUUGUACGAGCAGCCAUGACGUGUAUCAAGUUCUUCCAGGCCAGUGCUACAUCAUACUCGGACCUCUUUGAGCGUCUGCAUCAUGUGAACAGGGCUAAAGAUCACAUGACUGCUGUGAUGGAUGAUAAACAAUGGGGAAGUGUGCCACGCCCUUCACCUGGUAGCCCCUCCUCAAGAGGGUGGGGUGGAGGCGGUGGAGAGACUAAUAUUAGACUCACCCUCACUCCUUCAGAACUUACCAAGCAUCUAAAUACAAUAUCCCUGCAGAUAGAAGUGACCACAUUCCUUCAUCGUCAUCUUGGCAAGAACAGUCUGGUGCCACCCACGUCCACCACCACCCAGGCCACCUCACCUCAACCAGCAGGGCUGACUAGGAAGCAGUCAGUGGUUGGGGGCGGGGGCGGGGCUCAGCCAGCAGGGCUACCCACCCUCUUUGGCAACAGCAUGGAGAAAGCAGAUGUCGUUCACAAGGUUCUACUAGCUGGAACAACUAUACAAGAAGGGUUUCAACUAGCAUUCAAAAUCAUCCAGGACUUUCGCCUUGCUGAGCCCAAGAUCUACAGUCGGGCGGGACGUCGUCUAUGUCUCCUCAAGAAGUUCAACGAGAUCAAAUUGCUUCUCAAAUGCCACAAGGAUACUGGAUUGGCUAGCAAGGAGUCAUGUGAUGAGAUCCUGGAUGCCUGUGUGAGGGCGCUAGUUGGAGACAAGAUGCAGGUCAAAGGUGCAGAGGAGUUGAUUAAGCUAAUGCAAGGUGAUACGAGCAAGAUCAAUGCGUACAUUCUGAUUGGACGGCUGAGACAAGCCUACUUACUAGCAGUGAAGGGAGAGAGGGAGGAUGAUGUGAGACGUAUCGCCAUGGCAGCAGAACAAGCUGAGGCAUCAGGGGUCAAACUGAAAGCUAUCUGUGACCAUUGGCUGAGGGAUUAUGAGGCUAAGAGGAAGAAUGCUGAACAAACCAAAGAGGUGCUAGCUAGGAGUAAGGCUCCCAGGUAUUGAGUUAGAAGGCCAGAACUCUCCCAAACCUUACUUGCUAAAAUGUUUUAAUUGUAAAGCUUUUUUUUCUUUAAUGGGAUCCAUAUUAAAAGGCAAAUAUUAUCUCAGUACUCACCAUGUUGAACAAUUUUGACAGAAGGAUUUUGAAUAUGUAAAUAGGUGAUGCAUUAUCUCUUUUUUUUUCUUCAGGAUUUUAAAUAACUCUACCUGUAUACAAAAUUGUCUACAUCCAAAUGGUAACAAGACCAUAUAAACCAUAUAAUCCAAUGGCUGGGGUAAUAGUAUAUUUGUAAAGCGCUUAGAGACAUUGUAUUAAGCGCUGUAUAAAAGCUAAAUACUAUCAUUAUUAUUCAAGUAUUACCUGUGGAUCAUAUUACCUUAUUUUUCUCUUUUAUUUAUUAUUAAAGUUGAAGUUAUUUACCGGUAAUGGUUUAUUACUGGUUGUUUUUUUAUCUUGGUAUAUCAAUAUACUGGUAUUUCAACUUUAAUAUGCACAUUGAGUACUUAAUGCAGUGCCAGCCACUUAUGUGCACAUGUAUUCCUGCUUUUCCCUGUUCAUUUUACGUCAGAAUGGAAAGAAAUUCAUUUGUAAAUUUUCUUCAAAACUGCCAACGUAAUAUUGAAACAAACGCCAAAGAAUAAGACAAGUGUGUUGCAUACCAUUCACAAUUAUUUGGUAGAUCAGUUGUGCGUGUGGAAUAGCCUGUAGUAGGGCUGUGCUUUAAGACACAUCUACAUUAUUAUUGCGAACUUUUGUGGUUGCCACAUGUGAGCUAGUGGAGCUGAACUUAGCAGUUUAUGUGUUAAAGGGAGUAUUGAUAUCAUUUCUUAUUAUAUAACAUUAUUUGACAUAUUUAACGUAUACAGUAUUUAACAUUUCUUCUACAAAUUCAAGUCAAAUUGUAUACAUUCCAUAAUAUAUGAGAUAUUUUCAUGUAGGAUCUUGUGCCUUAUUUUUUGAUUUUUCUGAUUUUGAAGUAGUUGUUAUACAUGUACCUAGCCCACAGCACAUAAAUGCAAGGAUGUAUGCACUGGAUCACUUUUUGUGUCAAUCAAAAUGCAAUAUUUGAAUUAUGCAAUAUUAGGAAAAUUUAGGUCUAGUGUAUACAAACUAAUAUGAUGAAAAUGGCUAUAUAUGAUUGUUGAAUCAGCAGGUGAUAUGAAACGUACAUUUGAUGUCAACUUCAUUUCCAAUGACACUUGACAGGAACAAUGACAGUCUUGGACUGUAUAAAACAAGUUUCAUGCAAACUGAUGUGUAUCAUGCGAAAGUAUGUGUAGUUUUUGUUUUUGACAAUGCUUUUGCCCAAUUGGGCAUAAGCAUUGUCACUAUGUGCUCUGACUAAACAUGAAGCACUUUCCUGCUCUAACAUAUUCUCAUAAAAGCAUUAUUUGAAUAAUAUUGAUAUUGUAUCACUACUGAAUGUUUGUGUUUUAAUGUGGAAUAACUACCACAUGACUUUCUUUUCUAAAAUUGAAAAGAAAUUUUAAUAUUUUGAUUAAUGCAAUGUAAACAGAUAGCAGAUGAGGUUGAUUUAAUAUGAUUUUGCUGUAAAUAAUUGUAAGCAAUGAUUUUGAAGAAGUGGAAAAAUAUUAUUCUUGCCCCUAAAUAGUAUUAUGGACAUUCUUGCUAUUCCCAGAAUUGUUUUAUGUGUGUAUCUUAUUGUAUUUUCAUAAGCAAAUGAGCUCAAAAUAAUCAUGAAAUAUUUCCCCACUUUAUGCAUAUCUAUUUUAGGUCAUGAUGAUAUGAAAAGUGGAUUGAAAAAGAUUGUAUUAUAAUCAUUUUAUUAUAUAUUUACUACUUUGCUGUAGAUGUAUUGAAGAGAUAAGAGCAGUAUAUGUUGUCCCUUUCAAAUUCUGUAUAGAGAUACUACAGUUACUACAGUAAUUCAAUUCCUAUUUAGAUUUGCAAGAAACAAGAAUAUUAUACAGUGCAUAUAAAAAAACAUACCAAAUUUGAUAGCUUGGGAUCAAAAAGUCACAAUCAAUGUGACCUGGAAA